AUGGAUAAUUACGAAUAUAUGGAAGAAUCGACUAUCCCUGUUGAUUUGAUAUGUAAACUUUGUAAAAAGCCAUUUAUUGAUCCAGUUAUUUUACCUUCGCCAUGUGAACAAACAUUCUGUUUAAAAUGUAUUCAAACUAAUCUUGAAAAUCAUUCGAAUAACUGUUCAGAAUGUAAUAAAAAACCUUUAUCAAAUAAUGAUUUAAAAAGUGAAAAUCCAAUUCUACGAAAAAUGCUUGGUAAACUUCUUGUAAAAUGUUGUUCUUGUUCUGAAGAAAAUAUUCAACGAUCAAAUUUUUCCGAACAUAUUCAACAACAAUGUCCAAAAAGAAUUGUUGAUUGUUCAGCUAAUGAUAUUCUAUGUCCAUGGAAUGGACAUUAUGAUGAAUUAAAUGAACAUUUCAAUCAAUGUCCAUAUGAAAAACUUCGAACUGUUCUUAUUAAACUUAUUAAUGAUGCUCGACGUAUUGAUGAAUUAAAUCAACUUCAAAUAGAUUUUCAAAGUCUUGAAAAUAAAUAUCAAGAACAACAAAAUCGAAUUCAACAAAUUGAAAAUGAAAAUGAAAUUUUAAAUAAUCAAAUCAAUGAAAUGAAAAAAUUUGAAAGUGAAAAUAAAAAUUUAAAUGAACAAUUAAAUAAAUUGGAAAAUUUUGAAAUUGAAAAUAAAUCUUUAAAUGAAAAAAUUGAUGAACACAUAAAUGAAAUAAAUGAAUUAAAAUCUAAAAAUCAAUUAAUUCAAGAUCAAUGUGAUCAAUAUGAAAUAAAUAAUAAUGAUAUUGAAAUUGAAUUGAAAAUCCUUAAUAAAUCUUUACAAUUAACAAAUAUUGUUAUUGAAAAUUUUCAAGCAAAAAUAAAAUUUUUUCAAGAAAAUCUAAAUCAAUUGAAUCUUACUCAAAUAAAUAAUCAAACUUUAAAUGAACUUUAUCAACAACAACAAAUACAAAAUGAUUCUCUCGAUAAACAAAAUCAAUAUUUACAAGAAACAAUUGUUAUUUAUGAACAAGAACUUGAACACUUACAAGAAUACUGUAAACAGAUUGAUGCAGAUAAUCAACAAUAUUUUCUAAAUAAUAAAGAAAAUGAUCAUUUAAAAGUACGGUUAACUGAAUAUGAAAAAGAAAAUGAUCAUUUAAAAGUACGAUUAAUUGAAUAUGAAAAAGAAAUUGAACAGUUAAAACAAUACUGCAAACAGAUUGAAGCAGCUAAUCAACAAUAUUUUCUAAUUAAUGAAGAAAAUAAUCACUUAAAAGCACAAUUAAUUGAAUAUGAAAAACAAAUUGAACAGUUAAAACAAUACUGCAAACAGAUUGAAGCAGCUAAUCAACAAUAUUUUCUAAUUAAUGAAGAAAAUGAUCACUUAAAAGUACGAUUAAUUGAAUAUGAAAAACAAAUUGAACAGUUAAAACAAUACUGCGAACAGAUUGAAGCAAAUAAUCAACAACUUAUUGAACAAUCUAUUCAAUAUAAAAUAAAAAUUGAUCAACUUACUAUUAAUAUUAAACGACUAGAAGCGAAAUUAGAUCGACCAGUUAUUCAGUCACAUAUCAUAGCUGAUCAAAUUACUUAUCAUAAUAAUCAACUUGUAGAAUUGAUUGACAAAUGCCAAACAGGUGAACUUAUUAAUUUAAAUGGUCAAAAAAUAAAUGAUCAUGAUAUUGAUAUUGUUAUUAAUAAAGCAUUAAUUAAUAAACAAUGUCAAUCACUUAUUUUAUGGAAUAAUUGUUUAACAUCAUAUUCAAUAUCAAGAUUAUUUUCUUUCUUAAACAUGAAUAUUACAUUAAAAAAAUUGAGUAUUUCGAACAAUCAUUUAUCUGAUGAAUCUAUAAAAUCAUUAUCAGAAUCACUUUCAUUUAAAAAUGUAACAUUAAAAGAAUUAGUUCUUUCUUCAAAUGAAAUAACUGAUCAAGGUCUUAUUUAUUUAUCGGAUAUGUUAAAAACAAAUGAAACUUUAAUUGUACUUGGAUUACAAGAUAAUAAUAUAACUGAUAAAGCUAUUCAAUAUUUGUGUCAAGUUAUUCAAUCUGAUAAUAAAACAAUUGAAGAAAUAAGUUUAUAUUCAAAUAAAUUAAUCACUGAUACAAGUAUUGAUUAUAUAUUUAAUAUGAUUACAAAUAAUCAAUCAUUAAAAACAUUUUGGAUAUGGAAUUGUCACUUAUCUAAACAAGGUAAACAUAAACUUCAACAAUCUAUACAAUCGAAAAGUGAUUUUGAUCUUCGACUAUAA
Rotaria sp. Silwood1 is the source of this 2223-nucleotide messenger RNA. Lineage: Eukaryota; Metazoa; Rotifera; Eurotatoria; Philodinida; Philodinidae. The record is from the annotation of a GenBank genome assembly.